AUGUCGGCUGUGGGGGAUGAACGCAGCGACAAAAGAAUGGAGCUUGAAAGGAAGAAGCAGAAGUUGGCCGAAAUGAGGGAAGCCAGAAGACGAGCAGAUGAAGAGAAAAAGCGCCAACUCCUCGCUUCUGUCCCUGUUGAGAAUGGUAUCACUAAGCAAAGUCUCACUUCAACUGAAGUACAAGAGUUACUCGCCGAAGUCGGAAUACCUACUGAGCCAAGGCUAGAAAAGACUCCAGAAAGAACGAAUGGUUUAAACGAUAGCGACUACCACCUUUCUCCAAUGGCUUCUCAAAUUAUGGCCGGGUCUCGAAGCUUGCAGCUUGAGUUCUCUAAUGUUCACUCUGUGGCCAUCCCGACAAAAGACGCUGUGAGUUUAUGA
This is a messenger RNA of Cooperia oncophora, 381 nucleotides long. NCBI's taxonomy places the organism in Eukaryota, Metazoa, Nematoda, Chromadorea, Rhabditida, Trichostrongylidae. The record is from the annotation of a GenBank genome assembly.